Molecule: messenger RNA, 378 nt
Organism: Neurospora hispaniola
Lineage: Eukaryota; Fungi; Ascomycota; Sordariomycetes; Sordariales; Sordariaceae
Product: Cyanovirin-N
Exons: 2
Coding region: 1-378 (125 amino acids)
Source: RefSeq, a predicted model, not a curated record
AUGUCUUUCCACGUUACCGCUGAGGAUGCUCGCAUCGAGGUGCGCGAUAACCGCACCAUCCUCUUUGCCCGCCUCCGCCGCGAGGACGGCGAGUGGAACGACGCCAGCUACGAGCUUGACCAGAUCAUCGGAAACAACGAUGGUCACUUCCAGUGGGGUGGUCAGAACUUCACUGAGACCGCCGAGGAUAUCCGCUUCCACCCCAAGGAGGGUGCCGCCGAGCAGCCCAUUCUCCGUGCCAGGCUCCGUGACUGCAACGGCGAGUUCCACGACCGCGAUGUUAACCUCACCGAGAUCGUUGAGAACGUCAACGGCCAGUUCCAGGCUAGUAAGUCUACUUGCCGCCCAGCCAGCACUGAUGUCCAAACGCUCAAGUAA